Punica granatum (pomegranate) is the source of this 1922-nucleotide messenger RNA. The record is from RefSeq and is a predicted model, not a curated record. NCBI's taxonomy places the organism in Eukaryota, Viridiplantae, Streptophyta, Magnoliopsida, Myrtales, Lythraceae.
AAUUUCCCUACAGGACUCGACAAUGCACGGGCGACGGAAAAUACCAAGCUGGAGUUCGGUCGGGGCAGAGCGAAUUUCCUAUGGAACGGUGGAAUGAAUUGCGCAGAGAUUGGAAAUAACAUGUCGAAGAUGAAAGUACUCUCUUAUAUCGAGCUUGAAGGAACUCUGAUUCUUGUUCUGAGCUGCACCUGUUCUGUUGCAUUAUAAGGUUGAUAUGGGGAUGGACUUCAAAGUGGUUCUGCUCUCCUUGUUCCUGUCAACCCUUUUGUUCUCUCUUGUCUCCUCCGAAUCUCAUGACGGUCUGCUCAGGAUAGGACUGAAGAAAUUGAAGUUUGACAAGGACAAUCGUGUCGCCAAACAGCACGAACUGGAGCACAGCGAAUCUCUGAGGAAGUAUUAUCUCGGCAGUCAGGUUCGAAAAUCUGCCGGAGAUGCUGAUAUAGUGGCUUUGAAGAACUACUUGGAUGCUCAGUACUAUGGAGAGAUUACUAUCGGAACUCCCCCUCAGAAGUUCACUGUGGUCUUCGACACGGGGAGCUCCAACUUGUGGGUCCCAUCUUCACAGUGUUACUUCUCGCCCGCAUGUUUCUUCCAUUCCAAAUACCAGUCUGGCGAGUCAAGUACUUACAAACCGAACGGAAAACCUGCUGCCAUUCAGUAUGGAACUGGAGCAAUUUCAGGUUUCUUCAGCAAUGAUGAUGUUAGUGUUGGUGACUUGGUAGUGAAAGAUCAGGAUUUUAUUGAGGCAACUAGGGAACCAGGUAUGGCAUUUCUGGCUGCCAAAUUCGAUGGCAUACUCGGCCUCGGGUUCCAAGAAAUCUCUGUUGGGGAUGCUGUUCCUGUGUGGUACAAUAUGAUGAAACAAAGACUUGUUCCCGAACCGGUGUUUUCCUUCUGGCUCAACCGGAAUGCUGAAGAGGAAGAAGGUGGCGAACUUGUUUUUGGUGGUGUUGACCCGAAGCACUUCAAGGGACAGCACACUUAUGUUCCUGUGACUCAGAAAGGCUAUUGGCAGUUCAACAUGGGCGAUGUUCUUAUUGGUGGAAAACCAACUGGAUAUUGUGCUAAGGGAUGCUCUGCAAUUGCUGAUUCUGGAACUUCUUUGUUGGCGGGUCCAACGGAGGUGAUUACAAUGAUAAAUCGUGCUAUUGGAGCCAAUGGGAUCGCAAGCCAAGAGUGCAAGGCUGUCAUUUCACAGUACGGGCAGACCAUCAUCGAGAUGCUCUUGGCAGAGGCCCAACCCAACAAGGUUUGCUCCCAAAUUGGGAUGUGCACUUUUGACGGAACUCGAGGAGUCGGAGCGGGGAUCAAGAGCGUGGUGGAUGAAGAGAAUGGCAGAUCGUCAGGGAUUCUCAGCAGCGCAAUGUGCGCCGCCUGUGAAAUGGCUGCCUUUUGGAUGCAAAACCAACUCCAACAGAAUCAAACUCAACAGUAUAUACUAAACUAUGUCAACGAGCUCUGCGACCAGAUCCCAAACCCGACAGGACAAUCCUCAGUUGACUGCAGCAAAAUCCCUGAAAUGCCUCCUGUGGCCUUCACCAUUGGGGGCAAAACUUUCGAGCUAAGCUCGCAGCAUUACAUCUUGAAGGUGGGAGAGGGCUCAUCGGCCCAGUGCAUCAGCGGCUUCACUGGAUUGGAUGUACCUCCUCCCAAAGGGCCCCUCUGGAUCUUGGGAGAUGUCUUCAUGGGCCCAUAUCAUACCGUGUUCGAUUACGGAAAGUCCAGAGUCGGCUUCGCAGAGGCAGCAUAGAAGCAACCUCCUAAGUCUUGUUUACAUGUAAAAACUCCAUGAGCUUACUGAUGGAGUUGUUUGUGAGAAUGGUGAACAUGAAUUAGUGAUAUCUGCUGUACUGAUCGUUUGGCCUGAAAGAGGAGUUGUGGUUGUAAAUAUUUCAUGUUUUUCUAUUUAUCUUUCCUCGUCU